UCGGAGGGAUGGGGCCAAGCUGGAGAGCCCCGUCCAGGCGAAUGGGGGCCUUCCCUGCCCUGCGGCGCUCUUUGAAGCCGCUGGCCAGAUGGUGCCAACUGCAACCCAGGGAUGCUGCCAAGAUGCCUGAGAGUGCCUGGAAAUUCCUUUUCUACUCCACAGCCUGGGGGUACAGUGCUUACCUGCUGUUCGGCACCAACUACCCCUUCUUCCACGACCCGCCUUCCGUCUUCUAUGACUGGAAGCCGGGCAUGGAGGUGCCCAGGGACAUCGCUGUGGCCUACCUGCUGCAGGGCAGCUUCUACGGGCAUUCCAUCUACGCCACCCUCUACAUGGAUGCUUGGCGGAAGGACUCUGUGGUGAUGCUCCUGCACCACGUGGUCACCCUGGUUCUGAUCGUCUUCUCCUAUGCCUUCAGGUACCACAACGUGGGAAUCCUUGUUCUCUUCCUCCAUGACAUCAGUGACGUCCAGCUGGAAUUCACCAAGCUCAACGUCUACUUCAAGUUCCGAGGGGGCGUCUAUCACCGGCUCAACGACCUCAUCUCGGAUGUGGGCUGCGUCAGCUUCAGCAUCACCUGGUUCUGGUUCCGACUCUACUGGUUUCCUCUCAAAGUGCUCUACGCCACGUGUCACUGCAGCCUGCUCUCCGUCCCCGACAUCCCCUUCUACUUCUUCUUCAAUGCCCUGCUGCUCACCCUCCUGCUCAUGAAUAUCUACUGGUUUCUGUACAUCGUGGUGUUCGCCGCCAAGGUGCUGACAGGCCAGGUCCGCGAGGUGAGCGACGUGCGGGAGUACGAUGAGGCAGUGGAGGGCCCCCCUCUGCCCCCCAAGUCCUGGAAAGAAGAGAAGCCUUUGAGGAAUGGGCUGGUCAAAGACAAGCACUUCUGAGGGGCUGCAGACCCCUGGGGACCCCCCUCUCCCUCCAGUUCCUGUCUAGUGCCCCCGUCCCCUUCUCCGGCCCCUCCGCACUCCAACCCCCCAGAGCCCACUGCCCGACCCCGUCCUCCCCGUCUUGUCCCCAGGCACUUUGGGGAUGUGGACUCGACUUGGGGGACUGGACCAAUUGCAGGGGAGGGGCGACUCUCCCCCUCUCCUCCUUAACCCCAUCCCCCGGGCAUUCCUGAGGCAGCAUCCGCUGGCGGCUUUCAGGGCAGGAAGGUCCCCCGCAGUGAGCAACUGGAAGCAGAGAGACGGCAGCCCUUUCCCCGCCCCCCCCC
Molecule: messenger RNA, 1219 nt
Organism: Sarcophilus harrisii (Tasmanian devil)
Lineage: Eukaryota; Metazoa; Chordata; Mammalia; Dasyuromorphia; Dasyuridae
Gene: CERS1
Product: ceramide synthase 1
Exons: 7
Coding region: 9-890 (293 amino acids)
Biological process (GO): ceramide biosynthetic process
Cellular component (GO): membrane
Molecular function (GO): sphingosine N-acyltransferase activity
Source: RefSeq, a predicted model, not a curated record